Molecule: messenger RNA, 3363 nt
Organism: Perca flavescens (yellow perch)
Lineage: Eukaryota; Metazoa; Chordata; Actinopteri; Perciformes; Percidae
Gene: rtkna
Product: rhotekin a
Exons: 11
Coding region: 530-2605 (691 amino acids)
Biological process (GO): signal transduction; actomyosin contractile ring assembly; mitotic cytokinesis
Cellular component (GO): actomyosin contractile ring
Source: RefSeq, a predicted model, not a curated record
UUUAGCGCCGAGUUGGGGGAGCGUCAGGGCGCACACACUGGACUAGUUGUGUCGAUCACUCCCGCAGAGGCGAUGCCCUUUUGUGGAGAGGUCUCUUGUCACACAGAGGACAGACGGCAUUCACAGUCGGGACACAGGGACACAAAGAGAAGAACUGCAUUUUAAAAGGCUCCAUUCUUUUCCCCCGCAACCGCUGGGUGUUGACUGUGGGUGUUUUGAGAGGAUCUUUGUUGCCCGGAGAAAAGUAAGAGAGGAAGAAUACGCGCCGUGAACGGGCUGGGGGGGGAUUUUAUGGACAGGGUUACUACAGUACAGUUCAGGCGAUGCUGUCAGCCACUCCACCUAUGUUUGCGUCUGCCGGAGUCACGUUUUGGACGAGGAGCUGAACUUUUACGCGUUGUUUUACGCACUGAGUGCACGAGACGCUGGCGUAAUGAAGUUUCUCUCCGCGGUACCUGCUUGGUGAGCGGUUUGAGUCGGAUCAUUAACUUCUUAAGAAGAAGUCAUUUUGUGGAUAUCUGCCGAAAGGAUGCCGGUUGAUAAAUUCGCAAACAUGGAGGAAAAACUGUGGAUAUUGGAGGACCUCAAUAUGAUGUACAUCCGUCAGAUUGCACUCAGUUUACAGGACAGCGAUAUCCAGAAGAAGAUCGACCAUGAGAUCCGGAUGCGUGACGGAGCCUGCAAGCUGCUGGCCGCCUGCUCCCAGAAAGACCAGGCGCUGGAGGCGGCAAAGAGCCUGCAGACCUGCAGCACUCGUAUCAUGGCCUACAUGUCGGAGCUGCAGAGGAUGAAGGAGGCUCAGGUCAUGCAGAAAGUAACGCGGAGGUCUUCGGAUGCAGGGCCAAUGGACAACAGACUCCCGUGCAAAGGAAAAGUGGCCAUCUCAGAUCUUCGGAUCCCUCUCAUGUGGAAAGACACCGAGUACUUCAAGAACAAAGGAGAGCUUCAUCGUUGUGCCGUGUUCUGCCUGCUGCAGCUGGGAGGAGAGAUCUUCGACACAGACAUGGUGAUAGUGGACAGGACACUUACCGACAUCUGCUUUGACAACACCAUUGUAUUUAAUGAAGCCAGCCCGGGCUUUGAGCUGCGUGUUGAGCUGUAUAGCUGCUGCUCAGAGGACGACUACUCUGCAGGGAGCACGCCGAGGAAACUAGCCAGCAAACUGAGCUCGUCGCUGGGGCGAUCAGCUGGGAAGAAGUUCCGGGCAGCAAUGGAACCUGGGCCAUGUAGUCCCGUUAGCAACGGAGGCGCAGCUCCUCUUUUGUUGCCAGUUCCCUCUGUACCGGGCCCUAAGUACCACCUCUUAGCUCAUACCACCCUGUCGCUGUCACACGUCCAGGACAGCUUUCGCACACAUGACCUCACCAUCUCAGGCAACGAAGAGUGCUCGUAUUGGCUGCCGCUCUAUGGCAGUAUGUGUAGCCGCCUUGCAGCUCAGCCUCACUGUAUGACCCAGCAGAUGAUGAGUGGAUGUUUGAGAGUGAAGCAGGUGGGCGGUGACCCUCAGAGUUGGACAAAAGUGUACGGCGCUCUAAAAGGAACGAGCCUUUUCUGUUACCACCGGCAAGAAGACGUGGAGGCCAAUGUUGAGCCGGCUUUCACUAUUGCCAUCAACAAGGAGACCAGAAUACGUGCGUCAGAGAAAGACCCCCAAAGUAAAGUUCAGAAUAUCUGUAUCAGUAACCAGUACGGAGGAGAGGAGGUCACACACACCCUGACAACAGACAGCCGGGACGACACACACCGGUGGAUGGAGGCCUUUUGGCAACAUUUCUAUGACAUGAGCCAAUGGAAACAGUGCUGUGAUGACUUAAUGAAAAUUGAAUUGCCAUCGCCAAGGAAACCGGCCCCUGCCACACCAAAACAGGGCUCGCUCUAUCACGAAAUGGUUAUUGAGUCGUCUGACGACCUGAGCAGCACCGUGUCGGACAUCCUGGCUCGGAGGAUGCAGGAGCUGGAGCUCCGCAGCCAGCUGGGCACCUCUCCCACCUGGAUGUCUGUGUUUGAGGAGAACAACCCCAUAAGCGCUGGCCGCCCCCGUCCCUGUACCUCUCGCCUCUCUGGCCACAGCCCCUGCACCCCUCAUCGCCUGCCCCGGAGCCCCGUGAGCCCCCACCGCUGCCCCCAGCUGAGCCUGCUGUCCUCCGAUGCGAGCCUGACCUCGGACAGCGACAGCCACUGCAGCACCAGCCCCUGCUCUCACCGCCACGGCUGGCCCGAGCCCUCUUCAAACUUCUCUCUCUUGUCGUCUUCCCCGUCCCGCCUGAGGCCACGCACCCUGUCGCUGGAUGCUAAGCUCAGCACCCUUCGAGGGAGGGGGUACGGAGGAGGAGGGACCCUCCAGUGCCCCUGCCAGCCUCCCGCCUCUUCGCUGCUCGCCCCGCUCCCCGUCUCCUCCCGUUCGCCCCGGUCACAGCGCGGCGCACAGACCACGCUCUCCUGCUCCAGCUCCACCUCCAGCAACAGCUCCGGCACCAGCGAGGGCAGCCACAGCCCCGAGUCGUCUGAGGGAGCCCCCUUCUCGAGGCCCUCCCCGGCUCGACGCAGCCUCAGGAACCUCAGGGCCAGGCUCGAUCCUCGAAACUGGCUCCAGAGUCAGGUGUGAACUCGCCCCCGCCUGACGGACAUUUAACGCUGGCCUAAAGGCAACAGUGCUCAUUACACACGUGUGAACCGACCUCAGGCAGUCUGCUAGGCCACAUGCACAGACCCUGAGGAGGUUAAGCUGCCUCUAGCCUGCCUCCUGCUGGAGGAUGAAUCAUGAAAGACCCUCCUGGGGCAAACUGGAACGUCUUCUAACACAAAGGGACAGGGUGACAUUCAGUGCAUUUUGCUGGUUCGCCACAAUUUUUGAAGAUGGUCCAAAACUAAACGGGAGGUACUCUUGUUUGCUUUGAGAAAUGACUGUGGUCACGCUGCUUGGGAGACAGUGAUGCUAAGAGCUAAGGACUUGCUCCAGUUAACACGCCACACUGGGCCUACUGUCCGUCCUUGGAAUCUUAAUUAGAACUAGAACGUUAUAUUUGUUUUGUCCUCUGCAUCAGCCAUCCCGGCCACUCAAACAAUGUUUCAAAAUCAUCUCCAUUAAUGCACUAGCAGUGUUUUUGACUGGAUGCUUCCUAUCUGUAUUUGCGGUUUGCGGUGUUAAUGCAAUGAAAGCCAGCGAGCAUGUGGCAAGAUGAACAUAAGGUAUAGUCAGUCAAGAGUUUUCAAAUGUUAGAAACUGUUAAGUGUGGAGGGGUAUCGGUGUCUGUUGUCUGUACUGUGAUAUCUACUUCAGUGUACGCGUCUAAUUAUUCAUACAAGAGAUGCUCUUUGUGGUUCUCCUAAAAUUACUAUGCAUCAUUUUUUUUUUUUUUUUUU